This is a messenger RNA of Ectocarpus sp. CCAP 1310/34, 1979 nucleotides long. The record is from the annotation of a GenBank genome assembly. NCBI's taxonomy places the organism in Eukaryota, Phaeophyceae, Ectocarpales, Ectocarpaceae.
GCACACGCCGAGAGCGAGGGAGAGAUAGAGAGUUGCACUCUAAGAAAACGCAUACACGGGGGGGGGAGUUCACAACGUGCAUCAACGGGUAAGGUCGUAUUCUACUUGCCGUCAGACCGUUUUCGUCUGCCGCUUUCGACGAGCAGCAGCCGGCAGCGGCGGCAUCAUCAAACAUGAGUGCAACAAAUUUCGAGCUGGCCCCAAGUCGCGACGAGCUGCUUGCACGGCGGCGACGCAGCCACCCCGCCCGAGGCUUUGCCAUGCUCGUGUGGGCGGUGCUCUAUUGUGCAACACCGGUGGCGGUUGCUUUCGUGAGCCCGAAGGCUCAAGUUGCACGGCUGUCGGCGCUUGGAAAGAGCAAUCCAUUGGGCAAGCCGGGAGUGACGAGUCAUCGUUUUCGGUUGGCUGAAACAACGGCCAAGCACAGCAGCAGCAGCGGCAGGGAUACUGGAACUGGGCGAAGGUUGCACAUGCGCAUGGGCUCUGCCUCAUCGGUGGACGCGCAGGCAGUCGGAGAGGGCCGCGGGAGGAGACGCAAGGCGUUUCGUGCGAGAGUGGGAGCGCUCUUCCGCGGGACUGCUGUAGGGGACACAAGGCUCGAGAGGGCGGCCUACCUAACGUCGUGCUGGCUGAGGGCAGCGAAGCGUGUUGCCAGCAAGCGCGCGCUUACCGUAGCGCUGGCGUUCACGCUCGCCUUCCCCUCUCUCAGCGCCCCGCGAAUUUCGCCCGGGGGUACGGAGGGAGGCUUGGCUGCGGGCGGCGCCGGCAGUGCGCACCCGGCCGUCGAGCUCGUCCUCCCCUUCUCCGAAAAUGCCGCUGCUGCCGAACAAGCAACGCCAGUAUCGGUGACGGGUGGGGCAACGGGGGUUCGGGAGCAGCACCAACAACACCAGGGGGGGGCAAGCGGCGGGGCGGGGCGGACGGCGGCGUCGAGAGCGGCGUUUGUCGGGCCGUGGGGAAAGGAGGAGGGAGAUAGAGGAGGAGGAGGCGCGCAAGGCGCUCGAUCGUCGUCGAAGGGGGGGCUGUCGGCGGCGGCGGUCAGGGCACCCUCCAGGAGGGCGGGGGGGAAGAAGAGGGGUAAGGCUGUGGAGAACGACGGCACGAAGGAGGCGCUGCGCUCGAUGGCGUCCAAGGCCGGGGAGAACGGCCGCGAGAUCGCGCAAGAUUUUGGGGGGCACAUACAGGGCGCGAAAAGGGACGUGUUGGUGAUCCUCAUGGCCAACGCGCUCAUCAUCCCGGUCUGCAAGCGCGUCGGCCUGUCGCCGGUCCUCGGGUUCCUGGCCGCCGGCGUGGCGCUGGGGCCGAACUGCCUGAGCAUCGUGUCCGACGUGAAGGCUAUCGAAGUGCUCGGAGAGAUGGGCAUCGUUUUCUUCCUGUUCGAGAUGGGCCUCGAGCUGAGCGUCACUCGCCUCAUGGCCAUGAAGCGCGACGUAUUCGGGCUGGGCCUGGCGACCUUCGGCAUGUCCGCUGCUGCCGUCGCGGGCGCCUGCUACCUCGCGGGACUCACGGGGGCGCAGAUGGUGGUGAUCGGGGGCGGGGUCGCGCUGUCCAGCAGCGCUUUCGUCCUUCAAUUGCUGAGGGAUCGCGACGACCUAGGGACUCGCUACGGCCGCGCCUGCUUCGGCAUUCUGUUGUUCCAGGACCUGGCGGUGGUGCCACUGCUGGUGGCGAUCCCUCUCCUGGCCGGGGGAGGCGGCGGGCUGGCGGCCGCGCUCACGUCUGCGGCAACAAAGGCGGCUAUCGCUUUGGGGCUCAUCGCCUUCAUCGGCAAGAACAUCCUGAGCCGCUUCUUCCUGCUGGUGGCGAAGAGCAAGUCUCAAGAGGCGUUCCUGGCGGUGAUCCUGCUCACCGUCAUCGCUCUGUCCAGCAUCACCGAAGGCCUGGGGCUGAGUGGCACGCUCGGCGCUUUCCUCGCCGGCACCCUGCUUGCCGACACCAAGUACACUCCUCAGGAAGGUUUCCUACUACUGUACGUGUAG